Molecule: messenger RNA, 2516 nt
Organism: Arabidopsis arenosa
Lineage: Eukaryota; Viridiplantae; Streptophyta; Magnoliopsida; Brassicales; Brassicaceae
Source: the annotation of a GenBank genome assembly
GACGACGACCCCAAAAUCAAUUUCGACCCGAAACCCGAAUCCGAACCCGCCAAUUCCGCGGUUGCUGGCUCGAUUAAGAACUAGAGAGGUAAAAUCUGUAUUCUGAGCAUCGAUGGAGGUGGAAUGAGAGGGAUUUUACCCGGUAAGGCUUUGGCUUAUCUAGAACACGCUCUGAAAUCUAAAUCGGGUGACCCGAAUGCCCGAAUCGCCGAUUACUUUGACGUAGCCGCCGGGUCCGGUAUAGGUGGGAUUUACACAGCGAUGUUGUUAGGGUCAAGAGACGGUAACCGUCCGAUCUUCAAAGCAGAGGACACGGGCAAAAAGGUUAAAGCUACUAUGAAGCCUGUUCUUCACUCGGGCUCUUCAUCCAAUGGAUUUUCACACAGAAGAGUUGAAAAAGAGGCUGGGAUGAAUAACGCACAUCCUUCUGCGGACACUACAGAAAACGGUUGGGAAGCUGGAAGUGUGGAUACCCUUUCUCACAAGCUGUUAGUGUAUUUCACAACUUGUAAUAUUGGACAUCAGGUAGAAGUUCAUCUCAAAAAUGGAUCGGUUUACAGUGGCAUAUUUCAUGCUGCUGAUGUGGAGAAGGAUUUUGGAAUUAUUUUGAAAAUGGCAUGCUUGAUGAGGGAUUCACGGGGAACCAAAUCCCGUUCGCCGCUUGUCAGCAAGCCACCUUCAAAGAUACUCAUUAUCCCUGCUGACGAACUUGUGCAAGUUAUAGCUCAGGACCUUCCUGUAUCCAGCAAUAGCGUCUCAGAUUCUGUUCAGUGCGAGAAACCUUUAGAGCUGUUGACAGACUCUCUGAUAUCACAGUUUUAUAAUGUUGAUUUGGAAAGAGAGCUGAAACCUUGGGUACCUGAUGAAGAUGGUCCAGACUGUUCAGAUCUGGAGAAUGUGUUUGAUGAUCCUUGGAAGAGGGGCUGGAAUCAGUUUGAGGUCAAUAAGACAUUAUUUGGAGUAACAAGCACUUUUGAUGAGGAACUGUAUACCACAAAACUUGAGAGAGGUCCUGGAACGAGGGAGCUAGAAGAGCAAGCCUUGAGGAUUGCGAGAGAGAUUGUGGGUGAGAAUACUCGAGAUCUUCACGUAGCAGAGGAAAGAGGGCUCCAGCUUAGUGGAAAGUUUGAUAUUGAUGAGGAAACCAAAUACUCAUCGGUCUGUACGGCUAAUAGAUUUGAUGAUACGGGUUAUGAAGACGAAGAAGAAGACAUAUUGUUGGAUUGCUGCAACAAUUUGACUUUUGGUGACUCUUCUGCUUCUGAUGGCAAGAAACCUGCUUCAACUGGCAAGGUCUAUGAAGAAACAUGGGGUGACAGCCUGCAUUUACGGAAUAACAAAAUUGUAGAUCAGAGCUGGUCGAACUCAAAUAAGCAUACUCACCAGCUUAUGUCCGAACAGCCAUCCAAAGAUUUUCCUGUUGCAGGAAACAAUAUCAGGAAUGAGAGCCAGCUUGGUGAGCAAAGAAAGAGCAAAUUCCUAGGGGCUUCCCUUUAUAAUAAGCCAUCUGAGGAAUCAGUGUCUGGUCUUGAAGAUGCACCACCAUCUGAGAAGCCAAGUUUUAUUGCUGGAAGACUCGGUCUACUCUCUAACAGAGCGAAAUCUGAGAGCUCUCCUGGGUGGCCUGGAAGCUCCAUUUCUAGAAAUUCAGAAAACUCUGCAGCUUCCUCAGCAUCAAAUCGUCCAAUACUAUCACCAAGCUCUUCAAUUGGUUCUUUAUCAUCAGAAAAAUCCACACUCAACCCAAAUGCUAAGGAAUUUAAACUGAACCCCAACGCAAAGAGUUUCAAGCCAUCUUCUCCAUCAGCUAAAAGUCCUCAAUCUUCAGUCCCAGACGGAUCAUUCUAUUAUCCUCCUGUUCCACCCAUGCCAGGACUACGUAUUCGAUACGGAAUGGGAGCAGCAUUCCCUGGACAACAACACCCAAUGAUGUAUAAUAAUACAACACAGCUUAGUCCAAAUCAAACAUAUUAUUCUCCAAAUAGUCCACAGUACCCACAACAGAUGAUGGUUACUCAACAGAGACCAGUCUUGUUCAUGCCGCCAACGCCAUACCAACCGGAGAUGCCAUACAAAGGAAGAGACUCUUAUUAGCUUUUGGCCAAAACCGUGGCUGGUGGUGGUGGCUGGCACAAGGGAAGUUUUUACUUCUGAUGAUGUAAUUAAAAAUUUCAAUUUUUUGAGUUAUGUGAGAAAAAAAUGUUUUUGCUUUCUCUGUUUGCUUGGAUCAGUAAGUCCAAAGAGAUUUGAUGAGCUAAUUCUUCUGUUCAAACCCAGAAAUUUAAUCUUAUGCAAAAGCUUUUGUGUUUGCAUGUUCUGUAAGUUUUAGCUAUGUUCAAAGUUUGAAUCUUUAGAACCCUUUAAAUCAUUUGACCAAUCUUACUGUGUGAUUGAACUUAGAAUCUGUGUUUUAGGAUGGUUUUUGUAAUCUUUUUGGUAUAAUUUCUCUCUUGGAUUUGUUGAUUUUGUGGAUCAUGAACAAAAUUUUGAUGUAAUAAUAUAUUGAUUCAUGAUUG